ACUACCUCCACAAUACUUCAGCGUGAAUGCGAAACGAGUUGCUCUCACUUUCAGGAUUUUAGGGAAACUGCUCCCUGCAGUUCUCGCAGAACAAGCAGCACAUUCAUAGGCAGCAGUCAGUCAGUCAGCAGUAUAUAUCUCUGGAGACUUUACUUCUCUUUCUCUCUGAAUGUCACAUUUGUUCAAACGCGCCUCAUACAAUGAGGAUUAUAAUCUGGAUCAUCGCGAGCACUUUCCUGUUCAGCGUCAUUUUUACGCAACGACAUCGAAGACCAGUUUUCACAUGUGGCGGGAACUUCACUGGAGACACAGGACUGAUUGGGAGUCAGGGGUAUCCCGGUGUCUACCCGCCCAACAACAAAUGUGUGUGGAGAAUUACUGUUCCUCAAGGGAGGGUUGUCUCCCUCUUGUUCAGAGCUCUGGAUCUUGAGAGUGACAGUCUUUGCAGAUAUGACUUUGUUGAUGUAUACGAUGGCCACAUCAAUGGGCAGCGUCUCGGCCGCUUCUGUGGUACCACCAAACCCGGAGCGCUGGUCACCAAUGGAAACAAGAUGCAAGUGGUCAUGGUGUCAGAUGCCAACAUAGCUGGGAGUGGUUUCCUUGCUGUAUACUCAGCGAUUCGCCCAAAUGAAAGAGCAGGUGACCGGUAUUGUGGGGGUCUUUUAGACGAACCCUCCGGGACGAUAAAGACCCCUAACUGGCCAGAUAAAGACUACCCAGCAGGAGUAACUUGUUCCUGGCAUAUUGUUGCACCUCAAGACCAGAUCAUUGAGCUGAAGUUUGAGAAGUUUGAUGUGGAGAGAGACAGCUACUGCCGCUAUGACCAUGUGGCUGUGUUUAAUGGUGGAGAAACGAAUGAGUCACGGAAGAUUGGCAAGUUUUGUGGAGACAGCCCACCCAUGCCAAUUUCUUCUGAUGGCAAUCAUCUCUUCAUCCUGUUCCUGUCAGACCUGAGUCUAACUGCGGAUGGAUUCAUCGGCCAUUACCGCUUUAAAUCACGGAGUCUCAGCACAGCCAGUGCCCCCCUCACCCCCAUGAGCACUGUCCCACCCACCACAUCGCCCGCAGCCCUUACAUAUUCAGAAGGUCUUUGCAAGCAGAAAUGCAAAAGGACUGGAACAAUUGAAAGCCAUUACUGCUCGAGCAACUUUGUGAUUACCGCCACCCUUAUCUCAGCAGCCAUGAGGGACCACUGCGUCCUCGCCACCUUCUCCAUCCUGCACCUUUAUAAGGAAGGAAGUUUAGCCAUCCAACAGGCUGGGAAGACCAUGAGCACCAAAGUCACGGUCCUCUGUAAAAAAUGCCCUCUGGUCAGAAGAGGGCUUAACUACAUUGUUAUGGGACAGACAGGAGAACAGGGACAGGGUGUUGUGUCUCCUCAUAACUUUGUGAUGGCCUUCAAAACCAAGAAGCAACGGGAUCUGGGAGUGCUGAAGAACAUACGCUGCUAAUGCACACGGGUCACCUCCAUGACUGUUCAUUUCUAUGACUUCACGCUUUUGAUAACAUUCAUACCUGAAGGAUUCUUUCAGUAUUUAAGAGUGGUCUAAUUUGUUUCAUAUUUCUGAAGCACGUUUACUCCAAUACAGAACAUUUAAAAAAUCUAUAGUUUGUAUGUUUAUGUUUUUUUUUUACGUUGAGGAUCAUUUAUUG
This is a messenger RNA of Carassius carassius (crucian carp), 1653 nucleotides long. Its product is annotated as procollagen C-endopeptidase enhancer 2-like. The record is from RefSeq and is a predicted model, not a curated record. Lineage: Eukaryota; Metazoa; Chordata; Actinopteri; Cypriniformes; Cyprinidae. Gene Ontology annotation, molecular function: protein binding. Bases 201 to 1451 code for a protein of 416 amino acids. The transcript has 9 exons.